AGCGGCCUCUUGCCUGUGGGGUGCGCCACUCUGAAUUGUACAGUCACAUUGGAACUUCACGUCAACUUUGUCAUAACAUGGUUCUGAUUGAUUCAGAUCGAGAGUUUUCUUCCUCCGCAAGCUGGCUUGAAUCACUGCAAUCCUUAAACAACAAAACAAGACAGCGGUUGCUACCAUGGGCGCUCGAUCUAUGUUUCUCCGAGCUGGCUUGAUGACCACUCUCCUUCCUUGCCUGCUGGCUGACUCUCUUCGUGGUCAGGGUGGGUCUCCUGGCAACAUGACUCGUCUUCUGCAGAGCAGUGCACCCGCUUGCAGCGCAGCGGAUGAGGCCGCGAUGUCCCAACUUGGUAGUGGUAAUGCAGACGGCACCUUCCCCAAAUAUCUUUCACAGUGUGGCAAGAAGAACUACAACAUUUUCUUUGGCUUCAACUCGAACAACUUUGUCAACUGUGUGGAGUCUGACACAGGACUCAGUAGCAGUUGUGCAAAUUGCUUUGUGGGUUCAGCUCAAUAUGGCGCAGACAACUGCAAGUGGUCCUGCUUUUGGGGUUCCUGGUGUGGCCAAAGCUGCUUGAAUUGCGUUGCAAGCUCAACUGCAGCAACACAGCAAUGUGCCGGAGUUCCUGUUCCUCAGGCAACGUCGUGCUGAUGAGCAGGAAGCAUGUAGUAAUGUAGUAGAGCAAUCAUGAGACUUAAUAGCGUGUACAGUCUCCUGUAAAGGAAAUGGUCGCAUGACUUUUGUGGCUGGCAAGGACCAUGCCAUCCUGGCACAUGAGAUUGCACAGAUUUGAUGCCCUUUAAAUGCUUUACUGUACAGGGCUCUAAGGGGAGAUUGCUUUCUGCAGCAAGUGGCCAAGAGGCAGCUCAUGCAUGUGAUUCAGGGCGUUACAUGCUGAACCGACUGACUGCUGCAGUUGUUGCACCUGUGGGCUGCAUGACUCAGGUGUUGGCCAGUGCUUUUUCGGUGGGACUUAUGCGGCCUUCUUUGCUGCUGCGGAAGCUUUCAAGACUUCUGGUGGGGAUCAGGUGUUAUAAAAGAGCGAGAAACCAGGAGCAGCUAAUGCAAAGCGUUCUGCCAUGAGACCUCCAUCAAGCCUCCAUGAGAGAUUCCAAGAAUCUAAAUCGAGAGCCGAGCGGUGGACAAGAACGUCGGCCACGUGCAGAGUUUGCCGACCUGAAAACAAGGGAGGAGCAGUGGAGUCGGUGUGUUCUCAAGCAGGUACAGGACUGGUCCCUUGCCAUAUGUAGAAGAUCAUAGAUAGAUGCUGCCCGCCCCUGCAAUUAGACUAAAAGCCAGCAGGUUCCCUGUGCACACACACACACACAUGCACUCAAGAAGCGAAAUAGUUGCAACUAGUCAUCAAUCUGGACCCACAUAGUUGCGAGUAGUUGCAACUAGUCUCUGGAUUUCAAGGCUUACGAGAUUGCUGGAUUUCAAGGCUUACGCCUAAGAGCGGGCCGGGCAGGCAAGCAGUGCAGGCGUCAGGUGCAGGCCUUGUAGGCAGGCCUUGUAGGCGCAGGUAAG
Molecule: messenger RNA, 1525 nt
Organism: Durusdinium trenchii
Lineage: Eukaryota; Dinophyceae; Suessiales; Symbiodiniaceae
Source: the annotation of a GenBank genome assembly